AUGGUUGCCAAGCAGUUUUACCUGCUGGGAGAACCCAGCACAUCAGCACGGAAUGUCGAGUUCGACGAACAGCUGGGCCUGGAAGGCCUACAGCAUUGGAUUGCGGGCCACUUUGCCAUUGUCGAGCCCAACGGCAUCGGCUUCCAAUCCUCCGACAAUGCCCUCAACAUCUCCGACAUCCUCUCCACAGAAGAGCCCAUCGCCAUCUCAAUAGAUGGCAAGCCCGUCCGCGAGAUCCCCGGCCCGAAAGGUCUCCCCGACUCUUCGAGCAAUACGGCCCCCCUCAUCCAAACCACCAACAUGGGCCGCACCAUCUACCAGACCAACGACCCCGCGCUCUCCGCAAUCGUCUUCGCUGAAUCCGACUUCUUCACCAAGAAAAUCAUUGAAGCCCACCCGCUGUACCCAAUCAAGAACAAAGAAGCGGGCGUCUUCCUCGGCGACACCGACACCCCCGAAUGGCGCGCCGCCCACAAGUUCCUGCCCCCGGCGCUCGGCCCUAAGGCCGUCCGCCACUACGCGCCGACCAUGCAAGCCACCGUCGAAGACGCAUUCAACGUCUUCGAUGCCCUCGACGAGGCCGGCGAGGCCUGGAACGUGUACCAGUACAUGCUGAAGCUGGGCGCCCAGGCUGUCGGCAAGUUAGUCCUUGGCAUCGACUUCAAGCACUUCGGCAGUCCAGAUGCGCCGCUGCAUGAGCUAGUGCAUCGGAUUGCGGAGUCGCUAACGCUGAACAAGAAGGUUGCGGCACGGGGGGAUUGGUAUGCGAACCUGCCCUUUGGAGAUCCGAAGAAGCUGCGCGAUGCGCAGCAGCGGAUUAGUGAAAUGGUGGAGGAGUCAAUUGCGAAUGCGUCCAGCGGAGGGGUGGAGGAUCUACCGUUGCAGGAUGCGGCAUUGAAGGCGACGCAUAUGAUCGACUACGCCAUCCGCGCCGUAGACAACAAGGGGGAGAAGCUGCCCAAAACCAGCAUCAUGCAAGCCCUCGUCGUCGCCACCGGCGCCGGCUUUACCACCACCAGCUCCCUCCUCUCCUGGCUCAUCUACGCCCUCGUUACCUACGACGGCAUGCAAGAGCGGCUCCUCCAAGAGCUCAUCGACAACGACAUCGACGCCAACACCCAAAUCACCGCCGACCUCACCGACAAGCUCACCUUCCUCGACCACUUCAUCAAAGAGACCCAGCGCCGCCACAACCCAUCCUACCAGCCCGCACGCACAGCCAAGGUCUCUAUGAUCCUGCCGGGCGGAUACAAGCUGCCCGCCGACGCCGUCAUCAUCCCGGCGCUGCACCACCUCCACAACAACCCGGUUGUGUGGGACAACCCGGCGCGCUUCGACCCAGACCGGUGGGACACCGACGCCGUGCGGAAUCGCCACAAGGCGGCGUAUAUUCCCUUCGCGGCGGGCCCGCGCAUGUGCAUCGGCUUUAACUUUGCCUUGCAGGAAGUGAAGGUGUUCUUGCCGAAACUGUUGUUCCGGUACAAGUUUACGCGCGAGAACGAUGGGCCGAUCGAGUAUGAUCCGAUGUUCCAGCUGAUUCGGCCGAACAAUUUGUACGUGCGGGCUGAGCGGCGGGUGAAGUGGCCGCCGAAGACGGAUGCUUGA
Penicillium canariense is the source of this 1605-nucleotide messenger RNA. RefSeq names its product cytochrome P450. Gene Ontology annotation, molecular function: monooxygenase activity; heme binding; oxidoreductase activity, acting on paired donors, with incorporation or reduction of molecular oxygen. Lineage: Eukaryota; Fungi; Ascomycota; Eurotiomycetes; Eurotiales; Aspergillaceae. The transcript has 4 exons. The coding region runs from base 1 to 1605 and encodes 534 amino acids. The record is from RefSeq and is a predicted model, not a curated record.